Scleropages formosus (Asian bonytongue) is the source of this 2049-nucleotide messenger RNA. RefSeq names its product protocadherin gamma-A11-like. The coding region runs from base 1 to 2049 and encodes 682 amino acids. Gene Ontology annotation, molecular function: calcium ion binding. The transcript is spliced from 2 exons. Gene Ontology annotation, cellular component: plasma membrane. Gene Ontology annotation, biological process: homophilic cell-cell adhesion. The record is from RefSeq and is a predicted model, not a curated record. Lineage: Eukaryota; Metazoa; Chordata; Actinopteri; Osteoglossiformes; Osteoglossidae.
AUGGAAAAAGGAUCUUUAAUUGGAGAUAUUUCGAAAGAUUUGGGAAUAGAUGUAAGGCGGCUGAAGGCUGGUCGGGCUCGCAUCGUCUCUGAGGACAACUCUGCCUGUGUGGAACUCGAUGUGGACAAAGGGCUUCUGCUGAUGAAAAAGCGCAUAGACCGGGAGGAGCUCUGUGGACAAACGGUGCCGUGCAGCUUCGGACUCGAAAUGGUUUUAGAGAACCCAAUGGAACUGUUUAGCAUUACAGUAGAAAUUCUGGAUAUUAACGACAACACCCCGUCUUUUCCCACAAAGGAAAUUACAUUGAAUAUAAGUGAAGGAGCACCACUGGGCGCUCACUUCAUUCUCAGCAGUGCAUUGGAUCGCGAUGUUGGAAUCAAUGGGCUUCAAAGGUACACGCUAAAGCCGACGACUCAUUUUAAUUUAAAAGAGCAAACGCACGCUGAUGGUAGUAAAUAUGUCGAAAUGGUUCUGCAAAGCCCUCUUGAUAGGGAAAAGCAGGCUCAAAUGUUCUUAACCCUGACUGCAGCGGACGGAGGAAACCCGCAGCGAACAGGUUCGGUGAACAUACUUAUUAAUGUACUGGAUGCCAAUGACAAUGCUCCCGUCUUCACCCAGGCUGUAUACAAAGCGACGGUGGUCGAGAAUGCAGCUAAAGGGACCUUAGUGGCCACGGUGAGCGCGAUCGACGCAGAUGAGGGUGUGAAUAGCCAGGUAACCUAUUACAUCGAUAGCCUCACGCAGCAAAACACGGGCGUUUUCUCUAUGAAUGAAGGUAACGGAGAAAUUAGAGUUCGUGGCUUGAUCGAUUAUGAGAAAAACAAACAUUUUCAGAUUAACGUAAUAGCCAAGGAUUUAGGAGGACUCUCGAAAUCUUGCAAAGUAAUAAUUGAUGUUUUGGACUUGAAUGACAACGCACCCCUCAUAACUCUGACGUCUUUUUCUAACACAAUUUCUGAGGACUCUUUGCCAGGGACUACUGUUGCAAUCAUUAAUGUGAAAGAUCUGGAUUCCGAAAAAAACGGGAAGGUUAAUUGUACAAUUGACCAGUCUCUGCCGUUUCAAAUUAAAUUAUCCUUAACAAACUAUUACACAUUGACAACAGAAAGAACUUUAGACCGUGAGAUCAUUUCCGAGUACAAUAUUACUCUUACAGCUACUGACCAUGGGGUUCCUCCUCUACGCAGCAGUAAAACCCUUCAUGUAGGGAUUACCGACGUUAACGAUAACGCGCCAGUAUUUGAUCAAAGUGUGUAUGUGACUAGCAUUUCAGAAAACAACACACCGGGUGUGUCUAUUGCUUCAGUUCACGCAAACGAUGCCGACUGGAAUCAGAACGCUAGAAUUUCAUAUUUUCUAGAUCUGACACAGGUCAGUGAGACUCCAGCUUCUUCAAUGAUAUCCGUGAAUUCCGAGACGGGUGACAUUUAUGCAGUACGAUCCUUUGAUUUCGAAGAGAUGAAAUAUUUCGAAUGUAGGAUAAAAGCACAAGAUGGAGGCUCCCCACCUCUUAGUGGCAGCGUGACAGUGAAAAUUAACAUCUUGGAUCAGAAUGACAACGCACCGCAGGUUCUGUACCCAAUACGGACUGGUGGAUCUCUGGUGGCUGAAAUGGUGCCCCGUUCAGCAGAUGUUGGCUACCUCGUCACUAAAGUGGUGGCUGUGGAUGUGGACUCUGGACAGAAUGCAUGGCUCUCAUACAAACUGCUGAAAACGACAGAAAGGGGACUCUUUGAUGUGGGAUUACAGAACGGGGAAAUCAGAACUGUCCGUCAGGUCAGUGAUAAAGACCCAGUGAAACAGAAGCUUACAGUUGUAGUGGAGGACAACGGACAUCCCUCUCGAUCUGCUACAGUCAAUGUGAACGUGGUGGUGGCGGACAGUUUCCCUGAAGUGCUCUCGGAGUUCAGUGACUUUACGCACAAUGGAAACAAUCUCGGAUCUACUGCAACUCCAAUCUUCCGGUUAUUCCAUAUUAUCCGCCAUGCUAUGCAGACGCUGGUGGCACAGGAACGCUACGGCACAUGUACAAUUACGAAGUCUGUAUGA